AUGGCGAAGCUCACCUUGAUCUCCUUCCUCCUCGCCUUCACCCUGGUGGCGGCGGCCACCCCGCAGCCGUCGGCGGCCGAUGACCAACCUUCGCGGCUGCCGCCGUUCCCUUGCGUCCCGGGCGUGCAGCGGCCGCCGUGGCUGCCGCCCUGCUCGCCGCCGCCGCCGCAGCCGGCCGAGUGCUACACCUCGGUGUCGGGGUUGAUGCCCUGCGCCGACUUCCUCACCAACGCCGGCGUGCUCGCGCCCGCGGCCGCGUGCUGCGACGGCUUCAGGAACCUCGUCACCGGCGCGCCCAUCUGCAUCUGCCACGUCGUCAACGGCGACUUCGGCAAGCUCCUGCCGGCGCCCAUGCUGCGCCUGCGCAUGAUGCAGCUCCCUCGCAUGUGCCGCGUCCCGUUCCCGCGCGCAACGCUCGUCCAGUGCAGCAGGGAACCUGUGCCGCCGAUGAACCCUCCACCGGCGCCAACGCCUGAUGCAACGCCACCGGCAUCACCCUCGUCUCCCCCAGCGGCAUCGCCAUCGGAUGCACCGGCGGCCUCGCCACCAGAGGAGGCACCGUCAGAUGAUGCACCGGCGGCCUCGCCACCGGAGGAGGCACCACCGUCGGAUGAUGCACCGGCGGCCUCGCCACCGGAGGAAGCUCCACCGUCGGAUGAUGCACCGGCGGCCUCGCCACCGGAGGAGGCACCACCGUCCGAUGAUGCACCGGCGGCCUCGCCACCGGAGGAGGCACCACCGUCGGAUGAUGCACCGGUGGCCUCGCCACCGGAGGAGGCACCACCGUCGGAUGAUGCACCGGCGGCCUCACCUCCGGAGGAGGCACCACCGUCGGAUGAUGCACCGGCGGCCUCGCCACCGGAGGAGGCACCAGCGUCGGAUGAUGCACCGGCGGCCUCGCCACCGGAGGAGGCACCACCGUCGGAUGAUGCACCGGCGGCCUCGCCACCGGAGGAGGCACCACCGUCGGAUGAUGCACCGGCGGCCUCGCCACCGGAGGAGUCGCCGUCCACCCCUGCGCCGGAAUCGCCGUCGACGCCAGUGGCAACGCCGCCGGCAGAAUCACCUUAUUAA
This is a messenger RNA of Setaria italica (foxtail millet), 1074 nucleotides long. RefSeq names its product fibrous sheath CABYR-binding protein-like. The coding region runs from base 1 to 1074 and encodes 357 amino acids. Lineage: Eukaryota; Viridiplantae; Streptophyta; Magnoliopsida; Poales; Poaceae. The record is from RefSeq and is a predicted model, not a curated record. The transcript has 2 exons.